AUGCCAAACAAAACCAAAAAGUCUGUCAAGAAAAGAGUCACAUUUUCAGACGAUACUACCACUACUGUAUCCAGAUCACAUAACAAGACUAGAUCUGAUUUUAUUGCUAACCAUCCACCUGUAUUUAUUCGAAAAACUUUUAAAACUAUCCCAUGGCAUCUUCUAUUUUUAUUAUACUAUUACGUUAAGCUUUCCAAGAACUAUGAUAUUAUAACGUUGUUAAAAAUGUUAAUCCCAUCACAAUUUAUUUAUUUGAUGUAUCAAUUCAAUAAGAGUACUAUAUACGGGAAUAAGAGGUUGAAACUAAACAUAACAUUAUCAUUAGUAACUAUUGUAGGAUCCUUUUUAUUAGGUUUUCCAAUCUUAAUUAUUGUGAUACUUUGUGGCGCUCCAUUUGUGGAACACUUGCCUUUAUCCUGGCUUCUAUCUUUACAUAUUUCAUAUUUGGCAUACCCUGCCCUUUACUCAGUUUUUAAUUGUGAUUUUAAAGUCGGAUUAUGGAAAAAGUAUUUUAUAGCCAUCGUUCUAGGUGGUUGGCUAAGUUGUGUGGUAAUUCCAUUAGAUUGGGAUAGAGAUUGGCAGGCCUGGCCAAUUCCUGUUGUUGUUGGUUCAUAUUUAGGUGCCUUUGUUGGGUAUUCAAUUGGUGCAUAUAUAUAA
Messenger RNA from Arxiozyma heterogenica, 657 nucleotides. It is a transcript of the gene GPI11, whose product is annotated as mannose-ethanolamine phosphotransferase GPI11. Bases 1 to 657 code for a protein of 218 amino acids. NCBI's taxonomy places the organism in Eukaryota, Fungi, Ascomycota, Saccharomycetes, Saccharomycetales, Saccharomycetaceae. Gene Ontology annotation, biological process: GPI anchor biosynthetic process. The record is from RefSeq and is a predicted model, not a curated record. Gene Ontology annotation, cellular component: endoplasmic reticulum membrane. The transcript has a single exon.